AGUCAUAGAUAACACUUAUUACUGGUGUACUAUUAGAUCAAAACAAAAUAAGCAUUCUAAUUUCUUAAAGAAAUAUGAAGAUAAAUAAAGCUUUUAGCAAAAUAAUUAUCUCAAACAGAUUACCAAUUAUAUUGUCUAGGGCAAUGACUACUACUAUCCUAUCUAAUCAAAAUGCCCUGCAUUAUUGUGCAAAUAUCGUUAGGUAUUUUUCAAAAUAAAUUUAUUUGUAUAAAAUUACAUACACCGCGAUUAAGUAUGUGCUAGUACUUCCUUGUUAUUUUACAGAUAGACAGCACGAUUAUGAGAAUUUUUUAGCGACCUUACUUAUGACAAAAUCAAUUAGAUCACCAGCUCUAGUUGUCAGAGCUUUUAAUGUUGAAGUAGCUCGAAUACAAGACCAAACUACAGAUCCACAAACGGCCACAUUUCGAUUGCAGUUUUGGCAAGAUGUCCUUACUAAUAUUUACAAAAAAGGCAGCGAUUUCCAAAAUAUCCCGGCUAACCCUGUUGCUCAGGAAUUAUUCAAGAUUUGUAGUUGCUACACAUUACCAAGAAAACAUUUGGAAAGACUUGUCUCAUCAAGAAGCAACUUACUUAAAACUAGGCACUUUCGAAGUUUAGAAGAUAUUGAGAGAUAUGCAGAAGAUGCAGUCUCUCCUGUUUAUUAUCUUCUUCUAAAUGUGGCAGCAGUUAAAGAUAUACAUGCUGACCACGCAGCUUCACAUUUAGGGAAAGCUCAAGGGAUUGUUAAUAUACUAAGAUCAAUAUUUGUUUCUAACAGACAUAAAAUAGUAUUAUUGCCUAUGGAAAUCCUUAUGAGAAAUGAAAUAAGUCAAGAAGAGGUUUUAAGAGGAGUUGAUAGUGAGAAAAUGAGGAAUGUUGUAUUUGAAAUAGCAAGUAGGGCAAAUAGUCAUUUAGAAAAGGCCAGGAAAAUCACCAUACCUAAAAUAGCAAAACAAGUAUUCUUGCCAGCAAUUUCUGUGGAUAAAUACUUGACAAAAUUACAAAAACAAAAUUUCAAUGUUUUUGACACAACAUUACAAAGGCAAAAUGUUGCUUUACCAUUCAACCUUUACUAUAAUAGGAUACUUAACAAAUAUUAAUUUAACAACAUCUAUGAUGGAGUAGCGUGGUCAACUGAUUCAAUGAAGGAAAUGCAUUUUCCAGAUUCAGUUACUGUUAUUUAGGAAUUAGAGCAAUAUAUGGAAUUAUUCUAAUUUUAAUAUUUAUUUUAAUAAUAAAUAUCUUUUUUGUUUAUUUUGUUUCCUUUAUAUAGUCAUCUAAAUUUUCAAUUAUAAUUUAUGAAAAAAUAAAACUAUCACUGCAUUGGAAAAAUUGCACUGUUUACUUCUAAGCUUCUUCAUGCAAAUAAAUACUUAUAACAAUUUGAGAUUCAAGCAACAUGUAUGUUUGGCAACUUGAGUACCUAUAAGUACCUUACAUAAUAUCUAGCUAAUAAUAAUGCUAUUAUGAUAGUUAUAAAUUACAAUAAACACAUUAUUCAAAUCCAAAUUUCAUGAAACAUACUUUUAAUCUGAUAAGAAAUCAAAGUUCAUUAAACUCAUUUUUGAUAACAUGAUUCAUAACCACAUAAGUUUAUUUAGAUAUUUAAAACAGAUAGUUAAGGCAUUAUUUUAAUGCAUGAAUCCAUUCAAUUAACUACCAUUUUGUAAUGGUUGCUAAUAUAAAUAUUAAGACAUUAAGCCUUUGAAAAUAUCUAAUAUUAAUUGUAGGCAUUAGUAAAAUUUCCAAAGUGAUAUUUAUAUCAUCUGAGCAAUAGAUAGUAGAGAUAUGGUAUCAAAAAUAUUUAAUAUGCUUGAUAAUUUAUAUGACAUGACAUAUAAAAGGUGCACCGUGGAUAGAAAACUUUGGUUAAGUAUGUUUGAAAAUCUUUGGUAACAGUCAAUUCCAUAACAGAAACAUGAUAUCUAAAUAACUAAAAAUGUACUUUAUCAUAGUCUAAUACCACUUUAACAUAGUAAUAGUCGCAUAUUUAUAAAACUAUAGUGAUAUUAACACCCAAUCAAAUUAUAUUUUUUCAAAUUAUCUAUACACACUAUAAAAUGUAUUAAAAUCUAUAGCUGCCACUAUUUCCCAUUAUUUAAAUUUAAAAAAUGUAUAAAUUCAUAAGUUAAGAGUUUAGAUAGUAGGACACUUCUGUGCAUAAAAGAAAAUUUAAAAAAAUAAUAGCACAGGUUAACACAGCCAUUAAAAAGUAAGUCUAAUUUGGAAUGUAAAUGUUAACAAAGUAAAAUAUUUCUAAAUAUAUAUUAAAGCCUUAAUAUUUCUAAAUAUAUAAAAAGCUAAAUGUAAGUACUGUUUCAUCACAAUGAGCCUGCUGCAUAAUAAAAAGCUACAAAAUUUUACUAUUCUGAGGGUGUCAAGUCCUUCUCCGGUUCACCUUCAGAUAAUAUUUGCUGAAGAAGAUCAUACACAGGUUCGAAUGCUUUACGGCAAGCUGCAUUCGUAGGAGUAAGAUAGUCAUGCAUAUCAUGGUGACUUAUAGUUCCAUCAUUUUGAAUGAAGCCUUUAUCUAUGGUCACCAUCUCCACUUUAUUCAUGUUGGCAACUUUUUCCCGUAAUAGUUGAUUAAUUUUUGAAUUUUUCUCUCGUAAAAUAUUAGGGUACUGUCCACG
Diatraea saccharalis (sugarcane borer) is the source of this 2636-nucleotide messenger RNA. The record is from the annotation of a GenBank genome assembly. NCBI's taxonomy places the organism in Eukaryota, Metazoa, Arthropoda, Insecta, Lepidoptera, Crambidae.